Daucus carota subsp. sativus is the source of this 1929-nucleotide messenger RNA. RefSeq lists its product as uncharacterized. The coding region runs from base 277 to 1584 and encodes 435 amino acids. Lineage: Eukaryota; Viridiplantae; Streptophyta; Magnoliopsida; Apiales; Apiaceae. The transcript is spliced from 5 exons. The record is from RefSeq and is a predicted model, not a curated record.
AAAUCUGAGGCUUUCUUUUGUCUACAUGCAGAAAAAUCUAUUUACUAGCUUCACACAAAAUUUUAAAUUUUUCUUGAAAUACACUACUACAUUUAUCUACCACCCAAAUCUUUCCUGGGAUUUAUCGUUAAAAAUCUCAUGUUGAGGCUGAUGGGUAGUCGACUUAGACAUGCUGUUGUUAUUAAACUGCAGUUUUAGUCACAAUUUGCCUCACAAAAUCUCAUUACCCAGCUGGGCUUUUGUUUGUUUUUCUUCUUAUCUCUUCAAUAGGAAGAAAUGGUGAAGUUGUGUUUGAUGGCUUCUCAGUGUUCUCUUCCUGGUUUUGUCUUUAAUCCUGAUCAAGGCCUGCGCAGACUCUCUGCCGAUUAUCAGCCUCUUUUUCUCAGUCCCGAAUCACCACAGGAUUUGGUCCGACCAGGCUUCCUUGCUAUGAAUCCUCAAGGCCCCCUUCAGAUUGACCGACCAUUGAACUAUAUGAGAGGGUUUUUGGAUAGUAACAAGCUUGUUACGAUUGACUCAGCUAUUAGAAGGCGCGAACUGAUUGAUGUACAAGGCAACAGGCGCGACUCUAUACUAUUUAGCUAUGGAAUUGCCAGAGAAUGCAGAAAUCAGGAGGAAAUCUUAGCUUUCCUCUCAUCUGGAUCAAGUGAAGUGGAAGGUGGAUUGAAGUUAUCUGUACUGAAUGACUUAAUGGGGCUUCAAGCGAUUCCAACAGAAAUGCCUCAGGUUUUGUAUUCACCUGACUAUGGGUUUUGUUCCCAAAGUGCCGAGUCUCAGCACACUUUUUUACCUCCUAGUAGUGACUUCUAUUCUGAGAAGCCUCUUGCAAACUUAGAUGGUGAUGUAAAUCAUGAGUCGGAAGGUAUGGUUUAUCUGGAUAACCAAGCUGCAUUGUCUUCUGCUCAGAAUGACAUGAAGGACAGACUUUAUAUUAUUGCUGAAUAUUACUUGUCAAAACACUCAACAAAGUGGAGAAAGCAAUCAGUGCUGGUUCCUCAGUUUGACAGGCUGGAAUUCACUGAAGCAAGGGCUACUAAUGGCUCCCUGAAGAUUGAACCCUUGAAUGUUGUCCCUGUAAAGAGUCCUCAGAAAACCAGACUCAGGUCACCACAGAAAAAGAAGUACAAUCGAAGAGUAGGAAAAGAGAGGGAACAAUGCAGAAAGAACUACUCUUAUUCUUGCGAGAGUCUUUUGUCCAUAAUUGUUGACAAGAAGAGGCAUGGAAAAACAGCAAUCCUUGAGCUAAAAAAAUCUGGUCCUGAGUUGAGCCAUCUUCUGACUCAAUUCUCCGCCAGCAUUGCCGGGACAGGCCUUGCUCUUCUCUUCUCUGUAGUCUGUAAAGUAGCUAUUGGAAGCGUACCCUUUUGUGCAUCAAAGCUCUUGAACACAGGAUUGGGGUUCGGACUGGUCUGGCUAUCUUGGGGAGUCAAUAGGCUGAGAAACAUGAUUGUUCAUAUAAGCAAAAAUUCGGACAAGGGAGCUGUGAAGGAAGUAGAAAUGUUGAAGAAUUUGGACAGUAGUGUAAAAGAAAUCUUCUUCAGAGCCGCAACGUUGAUGGCAAUGAUGGUGCUGAGGCUUGCAUGAACUUGAGGUAAGGAUAGAUGCUUGUCUAUGGAGGUUAAUACUGAUCAGAAAAUGUACAUUCUGAGUUAGGAGAUGGUUAAAAUGGCACGAGGCAAUGAGUUUGAAGGGUUUGGCUGGAUUGGCUCAGAGGAGAAAUUUUGUAUUCUUGAUUGGAAGGUGUUCAAGAAAUAUGUAACCUCAAGGUUAGUUCUGAUCAUCUAUCAAGUGAUGUUUCAGGAGUACAUUUUGCACAUUGGCCUGUAUAUUUAGUGCAGAGGAUUGGCAACUUUUUGGUGAUAUGUCAGUGUAAAACUAAUGUACUUGUGCAUAUUACAAAAUAAAACUAAUUUGUUUUUUUGUACUAAA